AACACCAUACACACUUCCACAGCAUCUACAUCCAAACUUCUUCCAUGGAGAAUUUCAAGAAGUCAUCCGGUGACCUGAUGUCGAGCGGCAAGUUGGUGGCGGAGUCCGCCAUGUCUGCGUUCCAGGAGAAGAGCGUGGAGAACGUGGACAAGAAGAAGGUCGCGGGCGCCUCUGCGGAGAUCCUGGACUCCGCCUCCGCCUACGCCAAGCUGGAGGACAAGCCGGUGGGGCAGUACAUGGAGAAGGCCGAGGUGUACCUGAAGCAGUACAGCGCCGGCGGCACCGAGGAGAAGCCUACCGACGCCGCGGCACCUCCAGCUGCUGCCGUCGAUGCGCCGCCGAAGCCGGAAGCGGAGGAGGAGGCGCCCAAGGAGCCUGCACCGAAGCCUGAAGCGGAGGAGAGCGGCGGCGGUCUGUUCAAGAUGGCUCAGGGCUUCAUGAAGUAGAUCUUGCGAUUAUGCAUGUGUAGCUCGUACGUGCUAAAGUCUGUGUGCUGCUUUGCUUAUCUAUUUACUGUUGUGGCUGUGUGCUUGAUUAUGUUAACCGCUGAUAUUUGCUUUUGUAAAAGUACUUACUCCUACAUACAGUCUGUAUAAUAAAUCAUCCAAUUGUGUGCUAG
Brachypodium distachyon (stiff brome) is the source of this 619-nucleotide messenger RNA. RefSeq names its product nodulin-related protein 1. Gene Ontology annotation, biological process: response to heat; regulation of abscisic acid biosynthetic process. The coding region runs from base 45 to 446 and encodes 133 amino acids. Lineage: Eukaryota; Viridiplantae; Streptophyta; Magnoliopsida; Poales; Poaceae. The record is from RefSeq and is a predicted model, not a curated record. The transcript has a single exon.